GGAAGCGUACCACUCGUAAGUCCACCAAGCGAAACAUUGGAGAUGAACCGAACAAGCUCCGUGAACUUGACAUGUAUUGUGUCUGGCCAGCCUGGAUUCCACAUGAAUUGGUACAAGAACAGGGUUGUGAUUACCUCGCCGCAUCUGCCACCAUACGUGAAUGGCAGCGUCAAAAGUGUGUUAACUCUAAACCGUAUAAAGUACAAGGAUAGGGGAUCCAUUAUAUCCUGCACGGCCUGGUAUCCAACACUAUCCAUCAACUCUACGCGGCAUAUUCACCUUCUUGUUCGUGGUAAUAGUUAUUUUCAUUACUGCUUUCUUGCAAUAAGGUUUGCUUCUUAAUUAAUAAGGAAGGGACGACUUUCUUGUGUACGAUUAUAGUUUCUCGCAAUAUAAUUGUGUCCCCGGCCAAGAAAGUGAUAACUUUUUUGCACACGGUUGAAUUUCUCGCAAUAUAAUUGCUUGGUAAUGUGCACAUGAUUCGAAUGAAGUCCAGUACAAGAACUGUACCCAUAGUGGGUGUGAUAAUUAUAAGGAAGGAUAAAACGGUGGGAGAAAAUUUAGGGAAUUACAUUCAAGUUCAGCAGGACAAGAAAGCUAGUAAUUAAGGCAUAUGGCGAUAUUAAAUAAACAGAACAAAAACUUACCCCAGGGUAAGACGUUUAACGUAGAUUACAAAAUUUCGCAUGCCUGUUUCAACCGGGCUUUCCCGCCAUUUCAUAAUAAAAUAAAUAUGCUGGAGCCUGCUGACACUAGCAGAGUUGCUUGUAACCACACCCUGGGCACUUGUAUGUUUUGAAGACAGGGAACAAUCCAAGUGUUGAUUUAAAGCAGCGGUAUCGAACAGACUAGAUCAGGGGUAAUUAAAGUAUGGAGACUCCCACAUUUUGAUUGGCUGAUUUAUUCACAGUCACAGCAAUAGCCGGUGGACUGAGACAAUCAGAAGCGUGAUCAGAAAACCAGAAAGUAUUCCAAUAUUCUUGUCGUUUUCUUGGUUGCCUCAUUUCUUCAAGCUGUUUUCUAUCUUUUACUCCGUUACUUCUUUUUAAGUCACCACUAGUCAUUUAUCAUCGACGUACGUCAACAGGAAGUGAGUCCUUCUCGCUUUUAGUAUGCCUUGACCUUACCACAUUUGCAUUGCUAAUUGUUUUCACUCUUCUAGAAACGAUUGGCCGAAAACUGUUGCAAAACCACUGUUUAAGAAUACAAAACGUUUGCUUACGGCUGACGUGCAAAAAUGUCUUUGCUGAAGCACCCUAAUGUCCCACAAUAUGACCGUGCUAUAACUGUGUAGGGUGUUCAUGAAAGGAGGUUUAUCUGUACCCUAAAACUCUCAUUGUGCACAGGGCGACUGACGUAGAUGAGUAAUUCUGAUUCUGUUUCCAGCUCCACGGCUUGUCAUAUGUAUCUCUGAGGCUCAGGCCAGGCAAGUACAACUGCAUAUCAGGGACCCGACACCUGCCCACACUGCAAAGUACUUGGUACGUUACAAAACAAACGCUGAACGUUCUCAAUGGAUGUUGGAUGAACACAGUAAGGUCACACAUGGUGGUCACACUCUGCUAACGGUACAAGACCUGCAUCCUUAUACAGCGUAUGUCAUGGAAGUUGCUUCUUAUUAUAAAGAUCAAGACCAGGGUCCUUACAGUUUUCCUCAAAGUGUCAUCACAAAACAAGCGGGUAAUUGAACUAUACAACUUUAUAAGUCAUAUUCUGUAAAAAAUGGUUCCUUCAUAGUGUUAUUAUACAUGUACAUGUACUUGAACUUUCUCUAUUGCCUGACAGUGGAUGAUUUUAUAUAGUUAUAAGGUCUCUGCCUGCCAAUUUAUGACACAAGAUGUCUUAACUAAUCUGUUGGGCAUAGAAAGGGAAGGAACAGAAAAAAAAACAAACAAACAAAAGAAAAAGAAAUUUAUGAAAGCAUCAAUAAACAUAAACUCCCAACGGCUUAAAAUAUUAUAUUCUCUUUGAUUUGACAAUUGUUAGCUCAUAAAAUAACAUGCUAAGAUCUUCCUGAUUCUACACAAAAACUGAUUUUGCUUAAGCUCCUGACCGAACUUUUCGAAGCGUAGCUUAAGUUAUUGCCAUUCUUUGGAAGAACUAACAUAAAUCUUACAGUGGAGAAAUGAACAUUGUUAUAAAUUGAACUCAACAACUGUCAUUUUGGUUAAAGAAAUAAAAAGAAUUUAACGGCUGAUAAAACUCGGUUUCUAUGGUAACAACAAUGCACACAUCCCAAAGAUAUGAAAUUUCGCUUAGUUUGGCGGCCAUAUCUUCAGCGGUUUUAAAGUUAUGUUACUUUAAAGUUGAUGAUCCGGGUGGAGUGGCCUCAUAAGCUUGCCCGGUCUGAAUAGGUUUUUAUUGCAGUUUUUUGUUCGUAGUCCCAAGCGGUCCUCCUCGAGAUGUAUUAGUACUUCCCCGUGGUAAAGACACCAUCAAAGUCUUAUGGUCAAUUCCUAGCGCUGGAGACCGUAACGGUGUAAUCACCAAGUACGAAAUCAUCUUAUACAAACAAAAUGGCGUCACACAAACGUAUCCGACUAAAGGAGAGACAUUGUAUAAAGACAUCGGUGGACUGGAACCUAAUCAGCAGUAUUUCAUAGGAGUGCGUGCCUACACCAGGGUGGGACCUGGGCCUUACAGCCGAAAUCUCAGUCACUCAACAGGUAAGAUCUUUAAGAUAUGUAUCAUAAACCAGUAACUGUGCAAAGUUUAGCGGGAAAUUAAAGGGGGCGCAUGACUGAAUCGAAUCGAUCGAAUCGUGUCUGAUGUUUCUUUUAUCAUCUCAGAAAUCAGUGGAGAAUCACAACUGACAGUCGCUUUGGAGAAACUCAACAAGGUAACUGUUUCACAAAACAGCACUUGUUUAAUUUCUACACGGCUAUGGCCACGGUAAAAUUUAACGACUUCUCUUUGGAGAAGGUUUUGUGCCUUUACGGCAUGUUAUUAGGAAGUAUUAGAUGAGGCUGCGAAUUCCCUAAAGAAUCAUGCAGGCGAGGAGGUCGCUCCGGGAACUGCAUAAUUAUUCAGACCGUACCAAAGUCCAAUCCAAUAUUUGUUUCAUUAUUCAUUCAAAAUGUUUCAGACUUUAAACACGCUUACCCUUAUCAAUGAACUUGCUUUAUUCCUCCUCGGGAAAUUAAGAAUAUAUAACAGUUAUUCACCGAAGUGGAGGUGGCUAGUGGUGUAUCCACCGAGGCCGCGAAGCGGCGUGGUGUUUUCACCACCACUAGCCACCGACACUGAAAUGAAUAAUUGUUUUAGUAUAUACUAAAACAGUGAGAUAAUUGAACACAAAAAUGAUGAUUUUUAACUCAUUUACUGUUGCCAACGAUUACAAGUUUGGCCCGCAAUGACCGAACGGCCGCGGUCGUCGCUUUUUCUUGCCGACAAACAAAACUUUUGAAGGCAACUGUUUAUAAGCUCUCUCGAGAAAAUAUUUUGAUUCGACGGGCAAAUGAUUAAUUGUUUCAAUAUAACAACGAGCAAUAGGUCGCAUGCGAUGUCUUCUGAGGAGAAGAAACACCUUAUGGAACUAAAAUUGAAGUAGCAACUCCCUAUUUUCAGGUUUCAGUAACACCCACUACCGUAGUCGACGUUAUAAAGGAAGUAAGAAAUAUCACCUCCAAGUCGUCUAAAUUAGUACAAAAGGACCUGUCAAUCACCGUCAACAUCCUGGACAAGGUAGUUAAGACAAACGUCACUUCCCCUGAUGUAGGAGAUCACAUGUUGGGCACCUUAAGCCACGUAAUGGACGCGAAACCCGAAGCACUACAGAAUAAACAGCAGGAAAACAAUAGAUCUGCUAGGUAAACUUUACCACACUUUUCUUUCUUACUCCGAAAAAACACUGACAAGCACUUAGUUAGUUGCACAUAUAAUCACAUUUAGAUACACAGGGAUUCCAAUAAUAAAGUCUUGAAAUUAAUUGAGGGUAUAUCUUAAGGCAUCGACGCAUCUGUUCUCUUUUGAGUUUGUCUUUUGCAAUGAAAGAAAUAGCUUAAUAGCCUGACUCGUUCCCAGGCGUCUCUCCUUGCUAUUAAGCGUAUUACAGGCGUGUGCCUGCAUAAUUAUUGCACACUACAUGGUGAAUCGUCGCUUUCUGUUUUCCGCGCAGUGGUGGUACCUGGAUAAAGUAGACGAGUAGUUGACCUUUUAUUGUAGGUGUUUUGUAGAUUAUCUUUUCUCUAGUAAUUAUUUUUUUAUUAACGGUUUUAGGUUUGUUCGGAUUCUCGAGGAUUACAUUGACAAGGGGGGAAAAUUCAGCGAGGAUACAUCCAACAUCGCAGUUAUUACACAGCCGAUAAAUCAGGAAAACAACAACCUUGACGUUUCCAUUAAGACUACAGUGGAUAAAAUCUUUGUGAACUUGAGUUCAAAUUCAACUGACGAAAAUAGUGAAGCUAGUAUAACCAUACGCAAUUCAAACGCAAACGGCACCGACAAUUCUACAUUAAUAGUUGUUUACUAUCGAACUAGCAAGCUUUUUGCACCUGAUUAUCGGAGUACAGAAGUUUGUAAGGGAAGUUACACUGCGCAAAAGUUGAACAUGGUAGAACGACCGAAGACUUCAAGUUACACGAUGGAGAACGCUACAGGAAGCAGAGUGACUGAGAGUAGCCCUGUGCUAUCUGCAAGUUUGAGAAACAAACGAGUGACAAACCUCACCACACCCUUAAUCAUCAAGUUUAAAAUGCCUCGUGACCAGGUAUGGCCGAUCAAUGCAUGUGGUUGAUAUAAGUGACUUUCCUGUUUCCUGUGGUUCCUUUGUGUUCGAAGUCAUUUCUAAUUAAAUUUUGUCAAAAUUGGAAAAUAGCGAUUGAUGUCGUGUUUGAUUUAACUUGUUUUUCUUUUGAAUUGUUUAAGCGAACCAGUUGUCGAAAGGAUGAAGGAACGAGAGGGCUGUUGAAAAAACAAAACCAACAACAAAACUCGUUUUCUCGUUAAAUUAUGGCCGGUACAUGGUCGCAGUCUGUUUCUGUCUGAUCUAUGGCUUUUUCCAAAAAAAUUGUACAAGGUGGAAAAGCGCUAUAUGAGGGGGGCGUAAGGGGGGUACGAAUACCGCAAUACCGCACGUGGUAGCGCGAGAAUACCGCAAUACCGCAUCAAAAUUUAGCCAAAUACCGAAACCGCAGUUACAAAUGGGAAAAAGUUGACGUUGUCAAUACUACAAACCCUCCUUUCAAAUAGAAAUAAUACUUUUAUGUCAGUGUUUCCAAAUCAAGGUGCGUCGAUGUCAAGCGCACGAUAAACAUAAGAUCAUCGCACUCGUUUAGCUUUGUUUAUUACAUGUAUACGUUUACGUAAAUGAUACAACAGGAGUUUUCUAGUAUCACUUUAUAUAUUACUGGACUUGGAUCAUAAACGGACGGAAAACAGUUGACUCUUGGUUGUUUCAGAUUCACAAUUAACUCGGUUCUGUGUUGAGGGUUUCAAAACGACCCGGGCUGCCUUUUGGAUUCGAAGGGCACACAGUACACACUAGCCUGCGUAGCAUGGCGGUUUUGGUUUAGCGCGCUAAAUAAUAAGUCGAAAUAAGGCGGGCGCGGGCGAGGAGAUUGGGGCGGGAGCUGCUUCGCCGCUCACGGUGGUGCUGCCGACAAAACCAUGUAAAACUGCCAUGCCCGGGGUGGGGGGGUACUUGGGUUAAUAUUUGGUUGGUAUGUGCCGCUGGCCUCUCAGAGCCCCUACCCCAUUACAGUCUAUUCUGUGGCCAAUUAUAGACCCCAUCUUAGUCAUUUGAACAAAUAUUUGAUUUUCGCGAUCCCAACUUCGUCACUUUCUAUUUUUAUGAAUUGACCUUGUUUUAGAUUGAAUGAAGAACACUUUACUUUUCAUCUACAAUACAAACAUUCUGGUACCUUUGCUAACCGUAAAUAUGAGGAACUGUCUUACCCCAAAAAAGCAGAAAAUGUGCGACCCCAUUCUAAAAAAACUCUCUGAAAAUGCGACCCCAUUAUAGUCAAUCCAGUCGUGAAAAUUCGACCCCAUCCAGCGGCACAUCCUCAUUAGCCUCUUAUCAGGAAGUACCCCCCCACAACCACCACCACCCCGAGAUGCUAUGCUACGUAGGGUAAGCAGGGUAGGGUAAUUCCUGAAUGCACAACGAGAAGGACAAUUGUUUAGUAAUUUUUAGACCACGCCAUCUUUAUAGAUUAUCUUUCUACACUACGCAAUUUAUAACGAUCUCACUGACCUCACUAUUUCCUGGAAUAUCUGACUGAUCACUUAGUUGACCCCGCUGGAUCGCUCUCUAUUGUUUGGCGACUGGCACAAAAGUGGUGGUAAGAUUGGUUUAAAGGAGGUUAACCAAGCUGACUAUUCCUACAAGGUCCAUGAAGUCAUAAAUAAUUUGCGACAUGUUUACGUAUUAUUGGAUGAAAAAGUUAAUGUCGUUAAUCAUAUCAAGUAUUAACUGAAAUUAGAAGCCAUACGAUUUGUCUGCACUGUUUGCGCAAAACAAUCCCCGACUGUGCACACAGGUCACGCAGGCUAGCCAGGGAGACCUUUUAGGAUUUGUAUCCUCUUGUCAUGAAAAAGAAGCAGAUCACCGCGACACAAAGAUUUUUUCACCGACUACCGCGGCGUAAAAUUUAAACUUACCGCAAACCGCUUGGACUCUGAAAACCGCAAUACCGUACUUUGAAAUAAAAAUUACCGCAACACCGCACCAAAAAUGACCCAAUACCGCAAUACCGCAAACCCUUACGCCCCCCUCCUAUAUAUAUGAAAAAGUGCAGAAUAUUGUAAUGUCACGUUAAUGCGGUGUGAAAUCAGAGGAUUAUUUCCUGUAGUAUAUUAAGUAUAUGAUAUAUUUGCGAAAAUAAGUGCUGUUAAUUAAAAAAUGGUUGGUUGAUCGUCUUUUUACAUCAGCCAGAUACUAAUUAAGCGAGUCGCAAACGUUUUUAUACGUUUUUUAUUUGCGGAAAUAACAAUACCAAAGAAUUCAAUGCAAGUGAAAUGACGUUUUGUAGUCUGCAUGCAUUAAACAUGCUUCUGAUUGGCUUUUGGUGGACGCUAGUCACUAUGCCCAUGAUGGACUAGAAGCAAAAGUAGUCACGGAAUAUUCUUCGAUUUCAUGACUGAUCGUUUUUAUGAACUUAACUUUUAUUAACUUUAGGUUGUAAAAACAAGGUGUGUUUGGUGGAAUUUUGAAAAAGGUGGGUCUGACUUGACGUUGUACUUUAAAGAAGUUGUGUUGAUCCCUAUUUAGUACCUGCUGAAGCUUUUAGAGAAAAAAAUAUUUUUUUACCCCCUUAUGAAUAACUUCAAGAAUACGGUCUGAGGACAAUUUGGGCACAAAACCCGACAAGUAAUUUAAACGUCGGUAAUUUAGACUGAGUUAGAUGCUUGAACUAGCGCUUAUAAUGAUACAGGAAAGGGGUAAUUAUCAUUUACAAUUCCCUUUUAAAAUUACUGUACUGGUUUUCUUCUGUUAGACAAAUACAAUUAUAGGUAAAUAUAUGGAUCAUUGCAGAGGAUUUAUUGCCAGUAACCUCCUGAUCGGCCCUCUUUUAUUCUGACGUUUGUAGGUGGUUGGUCGACUGCAGGUUGUUCUUUACGAAGAAUAGUUAAUGAUACUAUUAUUUGUGAGUGCGAUCACAUGACCAACUUUGCAGCCUUAGUGGUAAGUAAUUUUUAAAACUUUUAUAUAUAGCAGCACCUUGGCACUGGGACAAAUUGACCUUAAUGUCAGUUAAGUUUCGACUUCCUUGCCACCCCAAAAAAUCAUCAGUCCAAUUUUGACGGUUCUUUGACUCCUGCCGAAGGUCGUGACUCUAAAAGAAGAGUAGUUUAAACGGAUCUCAGUCUAUUAGCUCCAAAAGUGAUUCAUAGUGCACCACACUCUAGGCUAGUUGUGGAACAAUAAAACGAAAAUAUUCAUUACCACUAACAUAAGCCAAAAGAGGUGCUGAUCCAUUCAUUAUUUACUUAAGGUAUCUAACAUGAUAUGGCCGGCUCUGUUUUUCACACAGGAUAUUGAUGGCCCGUCAUCCAAAGCGUGCGGUGAACAUUCCAAGGUGUUAUCACUCAUCAGCUAUAUCGGAUGUGUAUUGUCUAUUUUGGGUCUAUCGCUGACCAUUAUUACAUUUGGACUUUUCAGGUAAGAUUUCUUCAAACCUAAGACAAGCGUGUAAAGUAAUAUUUAGAAUACACAGUUCUCAUCGUUUAAUAACUUAUUUUCCAUUUUCGUAUUUGUAGAACAAUUUCACAUUUUGUUUUGACAGGAAACUAAGAAAUGAUCAGAUCGCCGCGAAGAUAUUGCUUCACCUGUGUGCCUCGCUUCUAUGUGUACUGAUUGUUUUUGUGUCAGGGGUGGAGAGGGGCAGUGUAUCUGAAGACGCCUGUCUCAUUGUAGCAGCACUCGUGCAUUACUUCCUACUUGUAGCGUUUCUAUGGAUGCUGAUCGAAGCGUACUUCAUGUAUCAGGCUUUUGUCAAAGUGUUUAGAGACUAUGGUGAUUACGUCAUGUGGAAAUGUUCCGCCCUGGGGUGGGGUAAGUCAAAAACUGCACACCUCAUUAACUGCAUGUGUUUCCAGACGUCUCUCUAUCGAUGAAAAUUUGCUCGCAAAAGAAGGCAGGAAUAAAAAAGGGCUUUGCCUGUUAUCUGUCUUCUUCCCAUGGUCCCUUGCGCUUCGUAAACAGUCACACGUGUCUUGUGCUCGUCUUUGUUCGCCACCAAAGUGCGAAAACGAAGCGCUUGAGGAGGAGGCAGCCUCAUUAACAUCUUUUCAGAGCGCAGUCUCUUUGCGGAACAAGGCUGAACGGUGUAUUUCACCUUUCACAUCAACCUCGUCCCCAGGGCUUUUAACCUCGUCCCCAGGGCUUUUCCGUUAAAACAUGGGUGGGAAAAGCCCUGGCGACGAGGUUGCUUUCAUAUAACUAUAAAAAGGAUAAGGAAAUCAAUUUGUAGUGGAAGAAUUUGUAGUAGAAGAAUUUACGAGUAAGGUUUUAUUGCCUCUUACGCUGGUAUUUUAAUUUCUUGAUUUUCUUUUCAGGUCUGCCAUUUAUCGUUGUAGUAGUCACUAUUGCUGUGGAUAAAACCAGCUAUGGCGGAAAACACUAGUGAGUAUGACAAUUAACUUGCUCUAAGUAAAAUAAAAUCAAGGUUAUCUGAUAUACGUGUAGCUUGCCUUAAACACAAGUUGAUACUUGUCAUACUCAGUUAUGAUGUAGUUUAAAAUUGUCCUUAUAAUUACAAAAGAACAAGAACGCUCUUAAAAUCGGUAUUUCGAGCUUGCUUAGAGAUAAGAUAAGAAAUUAGGAGGCGAUUAAUUCUAAACGCUUUUUCACGUCCUACUUUAUCGACGUGCCAGUAUUCUUUAGGAUGUUUACUUUUUAUGUCGUAGUGCACGAAUUGUUUCUGAAUUGAUUGAGUACAUAAAUACACGAAAAUCAAGGGCCUCGAUUCUAGAGAAACUACAUCAUUGCAAAAGAGCAAAACCGUGAUGAACAUGGUGCGUCAUUUCAAUCAUAGCCGAAAACAAACCGCAUACUCACCACAAAGCUCGUUUGCAUAUAAUGAAAAUUUACAACAACAGACCAGUUAACAUCACCAUCGAAAUUUUCUCAUUAAGAUUCUUCUUUUUUUUUGAUCACUGAAAUAUUCACUAGUUCCAAAGUAAUCAGCGCUUUCAAGCGACAGAAUUCGUGGACCGACCCCAGCAGCAAAAGCUCGACACCUUUCGCAUUAGUCUUUCCUAAGAGAGAAUAUUUGUCUUUCCUAAGCUUUCUUCACAAACAUACAUGACUCCGGUCACGCCGCGAUUCUUAUCCCCAGUUUCCACGGUCUCCGCUAGGAACGCCUGCUAACAUGACUACCCUUUUGGCGUCCACACACGAAACGCUUGCAUUUUGAGAGUCUCGCUGCUAAAGCAAGCUCGAUCAAAGAGUGUAAAUUUAAAUUCAAGCUUUGAAUAACUGUGGUCGUCAGUUCGCGGUUUUUCUGAAUUCAUCACUCGCACUUCAGUUUUCAAUACAAUUCAACUUCAUUAAUGCAUCGAAAUGCGGAUCGCACCCAAUCACUUCAACACUGGUUACAACAGCCUGCAUCGCAGAGGUAAUUAGAUUUAGAGCCCUGGGGUUUAGUUUCGUCUGUGGCGUAGGUUAAGGUUACAAGCAUAUAAGAUAGCUGGAUUCUGAAAAGAAAAACCAAGCUUGACUUGAGAAAUCCGCUCAAAAGAUUUAAAGUUCUCGAAAAGCAACCUCUUGCACUAGAGUGAAAUGUCUCUCUCUUUUCAGUUCUAUUCAGAAAUCUACACUACUUCUCAACGUAUUGCUAGGAAAAACAGAACUCUAAAUCUCGCGCUUUGCUUUUAAAUCUACCCCUCAGGGAAGACGUUACAACUGGCAACUGAUUUAAACUAUAACUUACAAUAACUUUUAUUAAAGCCUCAAGAAAAUGAGUGAGACGCUGAAAAUUUCACCAUUUUAAACUUGUCUGAUUCUGUUGAUACUUUAGAGAACUGAUUUAACAUAUUCAAACUCAUUUAAGCGGUAAAACGUUAAUGCCUCUCCAUCGAGAAUUUCCUGCAGUUCCGCGGUCUACCAAGUUUCAAUGCAAAACCAUAAAAAUCUCAGGACAUUGCGGCCAGUACAACUUGGAAAUGACUUGGGCUGGUCCAAUAAAGACUGUAGAGGAGCCUAUACAAAAAAGAAAAAGGGCAACUAAUAUAUAUCAAAUCGUUCAAGAGCGCUUUUUUUGAAACGAAAGUCUGUGUUAAGUAAAGCCAUUAUAGCCCUAAUUUCUGUGGAAAGUCCCAUAUCGUGCUCCACCUUGAAUGCUGGAAAGCUCCUGUUUCAAAAUUCAAUUAUGUCAUAAAACUCACAAAUUUCUUUAUUUAUUUUGCAGCUGUCGUCUCGGAAACAUGGCAUUUUACGCGGCUUUUGUCGCACCAGUUGUUUUUGUCAUGUUUGUCAAUACAAUAGUCUUCCUUUUAAUCAUGUACAAACUCGCCACGCGUCCUCAGAACGCAGCUGAUCCUGACCGCGGUAGUGAAGGUCUUCUGAAGAUCAAGCGAGCCUUUGGAAUUCUUAUUUUGGUUGGUAUCACGUGGAUGUUUGGUUUCUUUGCAGUAGCUGACGCUCGUCUUGUGUUUCAUUACCUCUUUGCUAUCUGCAACAGUCUUCAAGGUUUUUCAAUCUUCGUUUUCUAUUGCGUUAUACAAAAGAAAGUACGCGAGUGUUGGUGGGCUUUGCUGACGUGUAAUUUGCGCACUCUUGAGAAGUCAAAGUCGAUGUACUUAGAUUCUUAUGACCGUCGGCGUCUGUCGUCUGCCAGCAGAAUUCAGUUGGAUGGCAUGCGCACAAGAAGCAACACUGUGCUUUCCCAGGUCAGUAAAACGGUUACUUAUUCGUGAAGUGUUAAGUUGAGGCAUGCUUCGCUGGGAGAACGUCCCAUAUACGGUGUACCAACAAAGACAAAAUACUUACCUUUCAAAUUUGAGAUCCCACCAUAAGGGUUUGGUUGGGUAACGAAUUGAAUCUGAUUUACUUGUAAUGCCAUCUCACAUUAUGCGUUUUAGUUAAGAAAUUUCUUACCAUUCACGACUAAGCCUUGACUACAUUUGAAGACUUGCCAAUUUUCACAUUUUCUACUCGCUGUACACUUUACUUUUAUUGCUUGGUAGCCUUACAUGCCACCGUUUGUAACUUUUGUAUUAAAUUUUUAAGUGAUGCUACUAUUAUAGAAUAGAAAGAGGAUUACAAGAUAAUACUAGCUUGUCAAUCUAAUGUUUCAGGAAUAAUAUGACACUUCUUUUUUUUUCUGCCCUAAAAGAUUCUUCCAACACCAUUACAUCGAGAAGCCUCUUCCCCACCAGAUGUUGUUCUUGACUGUCAUCACCACAACAACAUAAUGUACGAUGAUGAUCAAGCUCAUUGUGCUACAACAUUUGAAUCACUGAGUGAUUAUCAGCUGGCUGACUUGUACGAAAGCCAGUCGAUUGAAAUAGAGGACUCUACGGAAGAACUUCCCAAUGUUUUGUCACAUAUGCCUGGCUCCAGUUCACCGAGUUUGUUAUCUCAAGGAACCCCUUCCCGGAAUGCUAGCGUGCGGAGCUCACGAGCAUCGGCAAAGUCUGUACAGUCCACACCUAAAAUGUUAAGGUUGCCUCAUAUCCAUGCUUUGCGUCCUGUCAGAGUUUUCAAAACCUCCCCUGAGAAUUUGCCUCAUAAUAAAGAGACUCUCAAGAGAACAGCGUCACAUACUCCUGACGCGACGAGGCCAACUAUGUGCUCUUUACUAAGAAGAACUAAAUCCGCCAGCGGCUCAUUGGACGACUUAAGACAGAGUGUUGACUUAAGUAUAAGCAGUGACCAGACUUCAUGCGAGUCGCUGAGCUUAGAAGGCUGUAAUAAAACAAAGAAACACUAUCUUCGUGUCCCUGUUGACAAUCUUGGUGAGUAUGUACAUACCAAUAGUUACUCGAUCUCACUCUGCUUCCUUACUUGUAUUUUCGUACAAAGAGCAAUGCAUGUUAGAAUUGCCUAUGCAAAAAACUGAGUGAUAUAGAUUCUCUAAUUAAAACGAUCAGUGCGUUCAGCGAAACAACUUUCAUUUCAAUUUUUGGAAACCUCAACGUUUAAUGUCUCGUAUAUAAUUCAAUUAAAUAGUAAUCAAUGAACUCCGAUCCAAUAUUUAGCAAUUAAUGAAUGAUGAAGAAUUAAGCAGAUCGAGGAGGGCGUUGUCCACUGAGGCCGAAGGUCGAGUUUAAAAACAUAGCUAAAACAUGCUUACCUUCAUAGAUGUUAAGUUCAUCUUCGAUAGUGUACGUUUAGGUUUGUCCAGCUCCGCAAAUAUUCUCCAUGCAAAUAGCAGAUGUCGCCCCCCGAGUUGUCUUCUUGCUGUUUUUGCCAUGUUUUUAGCAAUUAUUUCGCAUAGUUCCAGCAGUAGUUCUUACUCUUGAAACGAGUGAAGUGUCCGCCGUUUUAGUUUUCUGAACGAAAACAACUCAACUUCGUCCCCAAGUCUUCUCGGUUAACGGUGUAUUAACCCUUUGAGGGCUGCAUUUUUGACGUCAUUUCCUCGUUAAACACAAAAUUCUUCCGAAUUUGGUCAUCGGUAACUGGUGAUGGUGAAUUAUGUGUGUUCUUUUAGCAAAUCAGAAUUGGGGAAACAUUUGGAAUGAAUAAUAAAUAUCCCUAAUACAUAAAUAAUUCAUGAUCUGGGAAACGAGGGAAAUUGAGAUUUAGUCAUUUUUAACCUAAAAUUUAUUUUGACCUUCAACAUAAACAGAAAAGAAUGCGCGAGCUUACAUUUGAUAAGACAAUGCUUAAUAGCAAUAGGCGUAUUAUAAUGUAAAUUCACUUUAAUUUUCUCUUAUUGCUUCCAAUUUCUCUUUAAUUUAUAUUUGACAAUGACGACAUGCUACCUUCGAAACGUCUUGUCUUUAGUGCUUUACGAAAUUUUUCGUUAUUACUGUGAUGUAAAAAAAAGAGAGAGACAAAAGCGGGACUCAGUUUUUUAAUUUGGACAUAACAUAACGUCAAGUGGUACGUGCAGCAAUGUUUUUUACCCUCACUAUUGACUUUCGUUUAAGUUUUAACAUGGAGACUUUGUUCAGUUUCAUGAAGGUCUGUUGUCGGGCUUUUCAUUAAUAGUUAGUAUGUUCCAAAACCUUGAUUGGCCGACUUCCUUUCUUUUAAGCUAAAAGUCGUCUUAAGAGAAAAUGCUCUUGUAUCUCCUUUUUCUUAGUGAGUUUUCUUUUUGUCCUUUUCAGGUGCGCAAAUCCUGGGUCCACUUAGAGGUUCAGUCAGAGGAUUUGUAGGAUAUGUUGAAACGACUGUUGAAAACUUCGACUUGUUAAUUGACUUAGAGAGGCAAAGGACCUUGUCCCGUCCUUGUGCUUCGUCUCCUGAAGCUGAGAGACUUUCGCUAUCUUAG
Porites lobata is the source of this 13886-nucleotide messenger RNA. The record is from the annotation of a GenBank genome assembly. NCBI's taxonomy places the organism in Eukaryota, Metazoa, Cnidaria, Anthozoa, Scleractinia, Poritidae.